This is a messenger RNA of Spinacia oleracea (spinach), 1544 nucleotides long. Its product is annotated as BURP domain protein RD22-like. The record is from RefSeq and is a predicted model, not a curated record. Bases 263 to 1423 code for a protein of 386 amino acids. NCBI's taxonomy places the organism in Eukaryota, Viridiplantae, Streptophyta, Magnoliopsida, Caryophyllales, Amaranthaceae. The transcript has 3 exons.
AUUAGAAGUUUCAAAAAAAAAAAAAAAUCUACUAGAUACAUCUUUGUUUAUCAAAAAAUAAAAAAUUUAAAAUAGUACAAGAAGCUAAAUUAUCAAUAUAUAUAUCAUUUAUACAAAUAGAUAUAUAUCCCUAAUAUCAUCAUUAGUUAUUUUUUACAGACUACAUAACCAAAAAAAAAUACUACAUUAUUCGAAAUAUAAUACAAUAUCCUACUUAUUUUUUCUAAAUUUGGAAAUUUUUUAAAGAUCCAAUAUUAUUCUAAUGGAUCUUCAUAUUCUACCAUUUAUCGCCUCCCUUUUUAUUGCUCUUGUAGUAAGCCAAGCCACUCCAUCACCCGAAAUUUACUGGAAGAAAAUGUUGCCAAAUACUAAAAUGCCAAAUGCUAUCAAGCUUUCAUUGUCUGAGCCUGGGAUUGAAGAUGGAGUUCACCUCCGUGAUAAUAGCAGGUCCUUAAGACAUGUUAGACAUCCACGACAUCAUCGAGAGGUUGAUGGCGAAGCAGAUGUAAAUGUGGGCUCAAUGGAUGGAGUUGGGGUACACACAAGGAAUAACAAUGGUGGGCACACAAAUGUUGACGUGGGCCCAAUGAAUGGAGUUGGAGUACACACAGCAAAACACGGAAAAGGAAACGCUGACGUGGACGUAGGAAAUGGAGGAGUUACAGUAAACGCAGGCCCAAAAGAUAAGCCCAAUUACGUUAAAGUACAACCCGGGUUUAACCCAUUUGACUACAGGUAUGCCCAUCACAAAAAGGGUCAUGCAGAAAAUGGACGUUCUUUGUUUUUCUUAGAGAAAGACAUGAAAUUUGGAAAGUCGAUGAGAAUUCAUUUUAGACUACGAACCAAUGAAGCCACCUUCUUACCUAGGGAGAAAGCUGAGUCACUUCCUUUCUCCUCCAACAAAAUCACAACGAUUCUUCGAGAAUUUGAGGUUGAGCCAGAAUCCGAAGAAGCCAAUGUUAUCAAAGAGACAAUUACAGGGUGCAAGGAUAAGGGCAUAAAAGGGGAAGAAAAGUAUUGUGCAACUUCUCUCGAGUCGUUGGUUGAUUACGUGAAGAAAACUCUAGGGACAAAUGUUAAGGCCAUGUCUACUGAGUCUAAAAUAAUUGGUAGUAACAAAGUUCAAAACUAUACAAUUGUUGCAAUGAAAAAAGUGGAUGGAGAUAAUGCAGCUAUAGUGUGUCAUAAGCAAAGGUAUGCUUAUGCAGUGUUCUAUUGUCAUAAGAGUAGUGGCACAUCGGCAUAUAUGGUGUCUUUGAUGAGUAUGAAUGGGUCAAAGGCUAGAGCGUUGACUAUUUGUCAUAAAGAUACAAGUGCUUGGAACCCUAAACAUUUGGCAUUCCAACUUCUUAAUGUGAAGCCUGGAAGUGCUCCUAUUUGUCAUUUCUUGCCCGAGGAUCAUAUUGUAUGGCUAUCAAAAUAGAAUUUGUUGUUAAUUAGAUGUAGUCUUUUUUGUUUUCCUUUUUCCUAGCUGUAUUUGAUCGAUCUGAAGUUCAGAUAAGUUUCAAUGAUUUCAAUAAAUUCUAAACAAGUUUAAUUUCGAA